Aricia agestis (brown argus) is the source of this 1771-nucleotide messenger RNA. It is a transcript of the gene ArfGAP3, whose product is annotated as probable ADP-ribosylation factor GTPase-activating protein AGD9. The record is from RefSeq and is a predicted model, not a curated record. The transcript is spliced from 10 exons. Gene Ontology annotation, biological process: COPI coating of Golgi vesicle. The coding region runs from base 38 to 1582 and encodes 514 amino acids. NCBI's taxonomy places the organism in Eukaryota, Metazoa, Arthropoda, Insecta, Lepidoptera, Lycaenidae. Gene Ontology annotation, molecular function: GTPase activator activity.
GUUUGAAGUUUCAAUUUCAUUUUCAAAUAUAAUAAAAAUGGCUGACUCGGGACCCAGUAAAAACGAUAUUGAAGCAGUUUUUCAAAGAUUACGUGCUAUUCCAGCUAAUAAAGUCUGUUUUGACUGCAACGCGAAAAAUCCUACGUGGUCCUCUGUGACGUACGGUGUUUUCAUAUGUUUGGACUGUUCGGCGGUCCACCGGAGUCUCGGAGUCCACCUCACAUUUGUGCGCUCAACCCAACUCGAUACUAAUUGGACAUGGAAGCAAUUAAGGAACAUGCAACUAGGAGGAAACGUCAACGCGACUCAGUUUUUCCGGACCAAUGGCUUGGUGACAGAGGACGCACGGCAAAAGUAUAGCUCCCGAGUUGCUCAGCUGUAUCGUGAUAAACUGAGUGCCUUAUCAGAGCAAGCCAUGAAAACAUAUGGAACGAAACUGUACCUAGACCCAGCACCUGUGGAAGCCAAGGAGACAAAGGAGUCUGAGGUAGACUGGUUUGCAGAGCAUGGCACCUUCUCAGACACUAACGCUAAUGAUAUUGCUCCUCAGAUAAAUAAUAUGACCUUGGAAAACCUCAGCUCAGAUGCACGUUUGUGGGGAACAUCGACCAAUGACCAGAAGACUGUGACAAAACCUGCUCCACGUCGCUCCACUCUGGGGGCUCGUAAAGGGGGUCUCGGAGCCACAAAAGUUGUAGCCAACUUCGACGAUAUUGAGAGGGAAGCUAAGAUGGCUGAGAAACUUAAAGCUGAGGCUGCGACGUCGACGUCGGCGGCGGCGGCGGCGGCGGGCGGCGGCGACGCGGCGACGCUGGAGCGUGUGGAGCGCGAGGCGGCAUCUUUGCGUCUCGCUGCCGGCGCUGCGCCUGCGCGAGCUAACGCCGACCGCCUAGGCAUGGCGGCCGCGCGCCCCGCCCGCGCACAACAAUCGCAGAGGGGCGUGUCGCACUCGGCGGCGGCGGACAUGGCCGCCAUCGAGCAGGAGGGCGCGACGCCGCCCGCCGACGACGUCGACGACUUCAACAACGUAUUCGUCAUGAUUCGCAACGAGCCGUACGGGAGCAGCAAGGGGCUGGAGUCGCUGCUGAACGAGUCCACCACGCGCAAGGACACGUGGGAGAGCAUCGUGCCCGAGUCGCCGCGCGCCGUCCGCUCCAUGUUCGCCGAGCCGCCGCCCGAGCCCCGCGCCGCUCCCGCCGCCCGCGCGCCUUCCGCCGCGCGCCGCCCGACUCGAAACGCGACCGAGCCCGAAGACGACUCGGCCGUCAAAAAGUUCGGCUCGGCUAGGGCGAUCAGCUCGGCGCAGUUCUUCGGCGAGCAGGAGAACAGCUGGGAGCGCGAUGCGAACCUGUCGCGGUUUUCGGGAAGCUCGAGCAUUUCGUCGGCGGAGCUGUUCGGCGGGGGCGCGACGGGCGGAGGGAGCGGGGCGGGCGGGGGGCGGGGCGCGCGCGCCUACGUGUCGGCGCCCGACCUGGACGACGUGCGCGAAAGCGUGCGCGCGGGCGUGACGCGCGUGGCGGGCAGGCUGUCCUCGCUCGCCAACGGCGUCGUGUCGUCGCUGCAGGAGCGCUACGGCUACUGAACCGGCCGAGAUGACGCCGCCGCAGUCCCCGCGUAGCUCAGACCGGAGCUCCGCCGCGUGCGUGAACGUGCGAGUAUGUGCGAGCGCGGUAACCGGUGCGGAGUAAACUGUAGUAGAUUUAUAUUAAUUUUUAAUAGCAUGUAUCUGUAUAUUAUAACAUACAAAUAAAUAACGAACCCCGUACUAGUA